AUGGCGCUGUUGCAGCGUCUGGGUGUCAACGAUCCAGACAGUGUGGUGGACCGCCACGGAUGGACGCUGCUGAUGCAAGCGGCUAACGCUGGACUAUAUGAAUUGGCAGAGCUACUCGUGGCUCGUAAGGCUCAUGUGAACUACAGCGGCACGGCAAAGAAUGCUUUUAACCCUCUUUACUUGGCUGUCGAGUCUGAGCACACGGCUGUAGCUUUAUUGCUGCUUAAGAGCGGUGCUAUUGCAUCCGCCACGAAGCUGGUCAAGACUCCUUCUAUCAGCACCGAAGAUGGAGAAAAUAAUGACACGGAAGACGAGGACUGUGCACUGUUCCAGGCUUGCCGCUUUGGUCAGUUCAGUGUCAUCAAGGAGAUGCUUGCACGGGGCGUGGACGUCAACUUUGCAUUGCCUUCGAAUGGUGACCGUGCUCUGCACGUCUCAGUGAUGUUUGGGAUGCAGAAAGUCGUUGAGCUUCUCGUUGACGACGAGGCGAUUGAUUUGAAUGCGUUAAACAAGAUUGGCCAGACUUGUCUCUUCGGCUGCUCCUGUGUUGAGCUGAUGAAGCUGCUCGUUACGAAAGGAGUGGACCCCAAGAUCGAAGACAUCGACGGCGAGACUGCUCUGUCGAUGGCGCAUGCACUUGGCGACGAUGAGGUGGCCGCGUUUUUAGAGACGGUGGCUAUGUAG
This is a messenger RNA of Peronospora matthiolae, 684 nucleotides long. The record is from the annotation of a GenBank genome assembly. NCBI's taxonomy places the organism in Eukaryota, Oomycota, Peronosporomycetes, Peronosporales, Peronosporaceae.